AUGAAUUCCAGCCAGCCGGGGACCUGCCCAUGCCAGCAUGCCGCAGGGCGCCCAGCCAUUCUGUAUGCACUUUUGAGCCCCAGUCUCAGGGCCAGGCCUUCUGCGCCCCCAGCCCGUAGGCAUUGCCUCUGCAAGCAGCACCGGCCUGUCCAGCUGUGUGCUCCUCAUCGCACCUGCCGGGAGGCCUUGGACGUUCUGGCCAAGACAGUGGUCUUCCUCAGGAACCUGCCAUCCUUCUGCCAGCUGCCCCUCCAGGAUCAGCAGCAGCUGCUGCGGGACUGCUGGAGCUCUCUCUUCCUGAUUGGGUUGGCCCAAGACACUGUGACCUUCGAGGUGGCAGAGGCCCCUGUUCCCAGCAUACUCAAGAAGAUCUUGCUGGAGGAGCCCAGCAGCAGCACAGGCAGUGGCCAGCAGCCAGAUCUGCCUCGACCCUCGCUGGCUGCAGUGCAGUGGCUUCAGUGCUGCCUGGAGUCCUUCUGGAGCCUGGAGCUGAGCUCUAAAGAGUAUGCCUACCUGAAAGGGACCAUCCUCUUCAACCCUGACAUGCCAGGCCUCCAGGCCUCCACCCACAUCUGGCAUCUGCAGCAGGAAGCUCAUCGAGCACUCUGUGAGGUCCUGGAGCCCUGGUGUCCAGCAGGCCAAAGCCGUUUGGCCCGUGUCCUCCUCAUGGCCUCCACCCUCAAGUCCAUUCCUCCCAGCUUGCUUGGGGAUCUCUUCUUCCGCCCUAUCAUUGGAGAUGUUGACAUCGCCGGACUACUCGAAGACAUGCUUUUGCUGAGCCGACCUGCUCCAGCCCAAACAGAGAUCAGCUGUAGCCUGGGCAGAAGAUGGCUGCAAUGAUUUGGCCAGGUUGUCCCCAGGGGUGACCCAAUGCUCCCAGAGGAGGCAAGCCUGUACAGACCCUGGCCCAGCUAGAUGGACUGUAUGAAUCCUCACUCAGACACACCCCAUCUUGUCCUUCUUUGGUUUGGACAUCCUGCUCCAGCUGUGUGGCUGGCCCUUGGUA
Pipistrellus kuhlii (Kuhl's pipistrelle) is the source of this 1006-nucleotide messenger RNA. RefSeq names its product nuclear receptor subfamily 0 group B member 2 (gene NR0B2). Gene Ontology annotation, molecular function: transcription corepressor activity; transcription factor binding. Gene Ontology annotation, cellular component: nucleus; cytoplasm. Bases 1 to 840 code for a protein of 279 amino acids. The record is from RefSeq and is a predicted model, not a curated record. Gene Ontology annotation, biological process: circadian rhythm; negative regulation of transcription by RNA polymerase II. NCBI's taxonomy places the organism in Eukaryota, Metazoa, Chordata, Mammalia, Chiroptera, Vespertilionidae. The transcript is spliced from 2 exons.